AUGAUGCCAGUGAAGCUAAGAAAGAAACAAGUUAUGGUUUUGGGGACAAUAUUCUUUUUUGUCUGUACUUUCCUCCUUUCAGUACAUCCAAGUAACGAUGGGAAUCGUCACUUUUCAUCAAGAAUUCAAUCGGGUUUUGAAUCAGUAUUUAAUAGUGCAAAUGAAAUCGUUGUAACAAGUACCUGGUUAGGAAACGGAAAUGAUCCAUACUAUGUGAAGGUUUUAGAGGGUUUGAAGCGAUACAGACCGUUAGAUCGUCCUGAAGAUCCCUCGAUCUUUAAAUCAGAGGCUCUUUGUGAGAUUUACCAUUUAAGUUCACAUGACGGUAAAGAUAGUAAAGUUCAGUCCUAUGAGAAUUUAUACAAUUGUUUUAAUGUGCCGGAACAACUUAUGGCAGAACUAAAAAUACAGCAUUCAGGAUUCAUUAGCUUUAUUUCAUCUCAUUUGAAGCCAUCUGAGUCUGCUUUUAAGCGAUUAUUUCCUAGAGGGAAAGGUAUCGUUACUGUUGGUGGUUCUAGUCGUAGUAUUUUGGCAUUUACUAUGAUAAAGACAUUGAGGGAAAGGGGCACUACUCUGCCGGUGGAGGUUUUUAUUCCCAGUUAUGAAGGAAGGGAUGAUCAAUUCUGCAAACGUAUCAAAUCUAUGAAUGCAAUCUGCAUUGAUGAAAAACCAAUAUUUGGCGAUUCAAAAGAAAAAAUUGAACCCCAACAAGCUAAUGCUAUAGCUCUGUUAGUUAGUAGUUUUAAAGAGGUCUUAUUCAUUGAGGCUGGCAAUAUUCCUCUGAAGGACCUGGACCAAGUGUUCAAUAGUAAGGCGUACAAAGAAAAUGGUCUAGUCCUAUGGCCAGAUAUUUCAACUAGAACGACCUCGCCCUCUUUUUAUGAAAUGGCAGGCAUAUCUGUGGAUUUCACCAAAAGAAUAAGGUAUUAUUCCGAUGAUGUGAAUCCUCCAUAUAUGUACACGGAUAUGGAGAGCGAUGAUAUAGAACAAUUUAACAAAAAAGAAGUUCCAUUCCAUGACCUAGCUGGAACAGUUCCCAAUUAUUCCACAGCUUCAGGGCAGCUAAUAGUUAAUAAGAAUACGCACCUCAAAACUCUACUGUUGUCACUAUACUAUAACAUAUAUGGUAAUGAUUGGUUUUAUGAAAUGUUCUCACAAAAGUCUAAUAGCGAAGCGCAUAAGGAAACGUAUAUUCUAGCAGCACAUGCAUUAAUGCAACCUUACUACCAAGUAAAAACCCUCCCUACCUAUGAGGCUGAGAAAAAGCAGGACUACAAAAGCAUUUUACUACAUCGCAAUUUCAGACAAGACUACGAACGGUGGCGGAAUGCCAAAAAGGAGGUAAAACACAAACAUGGAUCUAAGAAGAAUAAAAAUAAAUUAAUGGAACUCAAACCGAACUAUAGUUUUGAGAAACACUUCGUUAAAGCUUACAUGGAACCUCCAGAUGAGGAAAGGAUAGAUAUUAUGUUCAUUCAUUCGAGUUUACAUGAACUCGUUCCAAGCGACAUUCUGAAGUCAGAUGUACCUAUUGAUGACACUGGUAAGAACUUUAGAUCGUUUAAAAGUUUAAAGCUUAUUAAUAACUUUGAUUUUGAGUAUUUCACCUAUGAGACGCUCCAGGAAUAUAUUUGUGACGAGGACAGAAUCGAGUUUGAUUACUUGCGCAAUAAACUGGGCAGCGAAUUCGGAAGCUAUGAUGCUGUGUGUGAAUAUAUUGAGCGUCGUGUACAGAUGUUAAAAGAUACCCAUGAUGAGGUUAUUGGCGUAGUCAAGAAAUAUACUAAUUAA
This is a messenger RNA of Eremothecium sinecaudum, 1791 nucleotides long. Its product is annotated as alpha-mannosyltransferase. Bases 1 to 1791 code for a protein of 596 amino acids. Lineage: Eukaryota; Fungi; Ascomycota; Saccharomycetes; Saccharomycetales; Saccharomycetaceae. Gene Ontology annotation, biological process: mannan biosynthetic process. The transcript has a single exon. Gene Ontology annotation, molecular function: alpha-1,2-mannosyltransferase activity. The record is from RefSeq and is a predicted model, not a curated record. Gene Ontology annotation, cellular component: Golgi apparatus.